AUGUUACUUCACGGUUUCGCCUUGCUCUCCUUGCUAGCCCUGGUCCAACUUGCGAUAUGCGCCGAGGACUACUACAAGAUUCUUGGUGUCGACAAACAAGCCACGAACAAGCAACUCAAGGCAGCAUAUAAGAAACUUGCGGUUAAAUUCCAUCCUGACAAGCGCAAUGGAGAUGAAGAAAGCGCUCACCAGAAGCUCGUCGAGUUAUCGGAGGCAUACGAAGUCUUGAGCGACGACGAACUCCGCCAGAUUUACGACCGUCACGGCCACGAUGGCGUCAAGCAACACAAGAACGGCGGCCAAGGCGGCGGCUUCCACGACCCCUUUGACCUGUUCAGUCGAUUCUUCGGUGGCCAUGGUCAUUACGGCCAUUCCUCCCAAGAACCCCGCGGCCACAACGUCGACGUAAAGAUAAAGAUCUCUCUUCGCGACUUCUACAAUGGUGCCACGACCGAGUUCCAGUGGAACAGGCAGCACAUAUGCGAGACCUGUGAGGGAACAGGCAGUGCAGACGGCCAAGUCGAUACGUGCUCGGUUUGCGGCGGACAUGGCGUUCGCAUUGUCAAGCAACAGCUCGCCCCAGGCAUGUUCCAGCAGAUGCAGAUGAGAUGCGAUGCGUGUGGAGGUCGUGGCAAGAGCAUCAAGCACAAGUGCCCCGUUUGUAAUGGCCAGCGAGUCGAGAGGAAGCCAACGACGGUCACUCUCCAGGUUGAACGGGGUGCCGGUCGCGACUCCAAGGUUGUGUACGAAAACGAAGCCGACGAGAGCCCCGACUGGGUUGCGGGCGACCUCGUUGUUACUCUUGCGGAAAAAGAGCCGGCACCCGAAGACAAUCCCGACAAGGUAGACGGCGCUUACUUUCGCCGCAAAGGCGAUGACUUGUACUGGACGGAAGUGCUGUCCCUCCGCGAGGCGUGGAUGGGUGGCUGGACGCGCAACAUUACUCAUCUCGAUUCUCAUGUUGUCCGUCUCGGCCGCACCCGCGGCCAAGUGGUACAGAGCGGCCACGUCGAGACGAUCCCCGGCGAAGGCAUGCCCAAAUGGCACGAGGAUGGCGAGAGCCCGGGCCACCAACACGAAUUCGGGAAUCUCUACGUCACAUAUGAGGUUAUUCUCCCGGACCAAAUGGAGAAAAAGAUGGAAAAUGACUUUUGGGAUUUGUGGGAAAAGUGGAGGGCAACAAAGGGCGUUGACUUGCACAAAGAUAGUGGGCGACCGGAGCCGGCCGUGGCGCGAGAUGAGUUAUGA
Messenger RNA from Metarhizium brunneum ARSEF 3297, 1248 nucleotides. It is a transcript of the gene SCJ1, whose product is annotated as DnaJ-related protein SCJ1. Gene Ontology annotation, cellular component: cytoplasm. Gene Ontology annotation, biological process: protein refolding. Gene Ontology annotation, molecular function: Hsp70 protein binding. The record is from RefSeq and is a predicted model, not a curated record. Lineage: Eukaryota; Fungi; Ascomycota; Sordariomycetes; Hypocreales; Clavicipitaceae.